AUGCCAAAAUCCUAUCGUGAAGAUUCAACUGAUGCUAGCUUUGAUGAAGCCGUGGAAGACGACGAGGCCGAUGCUCUGGUAGAUGUGUCGAUCGACGCAUCAAACCUGGAUCUCGAAUCUAUGCCCACCCGCUCUUCCAAACCCAAACGUCCUCGGCGCGCUGCAACCACCCCGAAGCCAAGGCAGACUAAACGAUCGAAACCUAGCAGUCAAGUUGGAGGAGUCUUGCACAAACGUGCCAAGACAGAUGAGGAUGACCCGAUUUUCUUAUGCUCCGGUGUUAUUCCUCCUUGGCAAACUCUCCCCUACCAAAUUCUGCUUGACAUAUUCUUGCGCGCGUCGCAUCCAUUACUCGACGAAAGCCGUUCAGCCCGCAAUGACUCUGUAAAAUGGCUAGUCCAUAUCGCUCUUCUGUGUCGAAGCUUUCAUGAGCCUGCGCUUGCCGCACUAUAUCAUUGUCCUCCUCUUCUUCCUGCCUACAAGAGCCAUGUGCUCCUCUCUCUGUUGGCACGCCCGCAAGAGUCUCUCUCGAUGAAUUACUCCAGCAAGAUCAAGCAACUCCAUGUUGAGGUUGAACCAGUGCUCAUUUAUAAAAGUGGACCCUACGGCUACUUCGACAUUUCCCAGUUGAUUGCGAAGACACCUCGUUUACACACGGUGCGGUUGUAUCACAAAGAUGAUUACACGGUGGGAAUACCUCCCUGGCACAUUGUUCAAUCUAAGUGGACGUAUCCAGACUCUCUCUUUUCCGCCAUUGAGAACCGUGGCGUUACCCUUCGUAGCUGGGAUUGGAACAGCCGCUUUUUAGAAACAGAUGAGCUUAUCGAAAUGAUGGUCAACAUGCACUCGGAACGCGCUUUUCAGGGGCUCAAAGAGCUAAAGUUGCUCCACUUCGAUAAUUCCAACGACGAAACUUCCGCUGUCAAAGAGGCUGGCCUCCUUGAAUCUCUUGAUAUGCUUCCAGACCUUCAGCGACUGGAUUUCAUUGAAAGCUCACUGGUCAGCGGGGAAAUACUGACUAAUCUACCAAGUACUCUCCAUUCGCUUACUCUGAACAACUGCGAUCGUUUGUGGUCAUCAGACCUCACGGUCUACCUGUCCUUGCAUGGGACCAAUCUCCGAGAGCUCAGCCUAAGCCAUAAUCGCCAUCUCAGCAUGUCUUUCAUUCAGAAUCUAGCCCAAUGCUGUGAGAAUCUCGAAGUUUUCAAGAUGGACCUUUCUAUGCAUGAUGCAUCCAGUUACCACGAUGUCGAACCCCACUUUGAAGAUCUACUUGUCCAAUCUGAAGUCCCCACCUGGCCAGUGAAGCUCCGGGAAAUCGAGCUCACCCAGUUACGCAAAUGGGAUGACGCUACUGCGGAGGUGUUUUUCACUUCGCUGGUGAAUGUAGCACCCAAACUUCGUGAUUUACGUCGAUUGGUCAUUAGCGCAAUUUUGAAGGUUGGCUGGCGUGACCGUGCUACUUUUCGUGAACGAUGGAUCGGCCUACUUGAAAAGGUAUUUCUGCGACGAAGCAAGCCACCCGACCACAACCUCCGCUCUUUACAAAAGCGCUCGCUCAAACCUACCACACUCAUCACAAGGAAUGACCCUGAUGAACUCGAUGUUGGAAUUGAAAAUUCACGAAAAUCCACGGCUGAUAGUGGACCAUCGACUUUCUCCAAACGUCAAAGCACUCGGCUGGCGCAUCAAAAAAGCAUUGAAACUGACGAUGCUGCCAGUGGUUCUUCGUUAGUGGGGACUCCGCAUCUUGAAGCGGUGAAGAUGCAGGGAAUGUGCGAUGUUGUGAAUAUUCGGAUCGACAACCAGCGACCAACUGAAUUGCAAUUCAACGAAAACGAUUUUCUUGACGACGAACUCAGUGGCGACGAGGACUGGGCUGGCGAUGACUUCUAG
Molecule: messenger RNA, 1896 nt
Organism: Penicillium digitatum Pd1
Lineage: Eukaryota; Fungi; Ascomycota; Eurotiomycetes; Eurotiales; Aspergillaceae
Molecular function (GO): protein binding
Source: RefSeq, a predicted model, not a curated record